AUGUCAACGUCCAGUACCUCAGCGGCUCAGACCGGCCAUCCUGAGCUUGUGUAUCGGUCUCUCCCUAUUCUCGCCAGCUACCUCGUUCUCGCCGGCUCUCUAGCCUUGAAUGCCAGCCGCACCAUUUUCAUUCGGUAUCAGGCGCGAUUGAAGAAAAACGACUGGGAAAAUCCUCAGCGACGCGUUCAAUUCCUGUUGUUCGCCAUUCUGGCAGCUCUGAGCCUUGGGGCGACUUGGUAUUACAUGUUUGCGUUCUUUGCGCAUUCAUAUCGCAAUUGGGAGGCGAGUCAGUCUCUAGUGGACCUAGCGGACCCGGAGAUUACGACUUUGUUUAAAUUGGAGCUCUGGUUGCAGAAAGCGAAAUUGUUCCGUGAAGCUUGGGAGACGGUCAUCGAGACGCCUGCCCGGUUUUGGUGGAGCGGUCAGAUCUUUUUGUGGACGACGGGAUGGAGUGUUUUUCUCGGUAUUAUGGCCCGGCGAUACCGCAUCCCCCAUGUUUGGGCAUAUAUGCUUCUGGGCCAAAUUGUCGCCAUUUCGCUCGCUCAGAACCUGUUCUUUGCUACAAUUCUCGUGUCGCGACAGCCGCACCCGACCGAGGGUACCAAGAAGAACAAGAGCAAUGCUCAAGAUUCUAUCUCGGCGUGGUCGCCACCAUUGUACUCGGAAGUUCUACCGGUCGCCAUCUCUCUCAUCAGUACCGUUCUGGUCCCGACGGUUGCGCAUACCAAGCACUUCAUGCUGAUGCUGUUGGUACCCCAUCUUCUGCUUUUCGUCCCUGCCAUUCUGCGCCCAGGUCAAUCCUCGCGCGCCAAGAAUUCCAGUGAAGAGAGAACCGUUCGGAAAUAUAUCACGUUUUUCCAGUGGUAUACCAUGGCUUGCGUGGCUAUCCAGGCUCAUUCUACGUUCCUGGUGUUGCAAGAUAUGGGGCUAGACAUCAGUAUUGAGUCAUUGCGUGUCUUGGCCACGAACUUGCCAAGCGUGAUAUACGAGCACCCAGCCGUUAGUAGUGUCAGUUGGGAUGUGAUUUAUUGCACCGUUACGGCAGGGGCAUGGAUUGCUGUGAAUGGUGGAAGUCCUAAACGGAUGCUUGGGCAGUGA
Messenger RNA from Penicillium subrubescens, 1098 nucleotides. RefSeq lists its product as uncharacterized. The transcript is spliced from 2 exons. Bases 1 to 1098 code for a protein of 365 amino acids. The record is from RefSeq and is a predicted model, not a curated record. NCBI's taxonomy places the organism in Eukaryota, Fungi, Ascomycota, Eurotiomycetes, Eurotiales, Aspergillaceae.